Phacochoerus africanus (Common warthog) is the source of this 2555-nucleotide messenger RNA. It is a transcript of the gene CERCAM, whose product is annotated as cerebral endothelial cell adhesion molecule. The transcript is spliced from 12 exons. Lineage: Eukaryota; Metazoa; Chordata; Mammalia; Artiodactyla; Suidae. The coding region runs from base 9 to 1796 and encodes 595 amino acids. The record is from RefSeq and is a predicted model, not a curated record.
CGCCCGCCAUGCGCGCUGCCCCCGCUGCCCCGCUGCUCCAGCUGCUGCUUCUGCUGGGGCCGCGGCUCCAGGCUGCGGGCGUCGCAGAACCGCCGCUGCCCACCGUGGUCCUUGUCAUCCUGGCCCGCAAUGCCGAGCACUCACUGCCCCAUUACCUGGGCGCGCUGGAGCGGCUGGACUAUCCCCGGGCCAGGCUGGCCCUCUGGUGUGCCACGGACCACAAUGAGGACAGCACCACAGAGAUGCUGCAGGAGUGGCUGGCUGCUGUGGGCAAGGACUAUGCAGCUGUGGUCUGGAGGCCUGAGGGGGAGCCCAGGUCCUACCCAGAUGAAGAGGGACCUAAGCACUGGACCAAAGAAAGGCACCAGUUUCUGAUGGAGCUGAAGCAAGAAGCCCUGACCUUUGCUAGGGACUGGGGGGCUGACUACAUCCUGUUUGCAGACACAGACAAUAUUCUGACCAACAACCAGACACUGCGGCUUCUGAUAGAGCAGCAGCUGCCUGUGGUGGCCCCGAUGCUGGACUCCCAGACCUACUACUCCAAUUUCUGGUGUGGGAUCACCCCCCAGGGCUACUACCGCCGCACGGCUGAGUACUUCCCCACCAAGAACCGCCAGCGCCGGGGCUGCUUCCGCGUCCCCAUGGUCCACUCCACCUUCCUGAUAUCCCUGCGGGCUCAGGGGACAGGCCAGCUCUCCUUCUACCCUCCUCACCCCAACUAUACCUGGCCCUUCGACGACAUCAUCGUCUUCGCCUACGCCUGUCAGGCUGCCGGGGUCUCAGUGCACGUGUGCAACGAGCACCGUUAUGGGUACAUGAACGUGCCUGUGAAAUCCCACCAGGGGCUGGAGGAUGAGAGAGUCAACUUCAUCCACCUGAUCUUGGAAGCACUGGUGGAUGGGCCCCCCAUGUGGGCCUCGGCUCAUGUGUCCCGGCCCCCGAAGAGGCCCAGCAAGAUGGGGUUUGAUGAGGUGUUUGUCAUCAGCCUGGCCCGCCGGCCCGACCGCCGAGAGCGCAUGCUGAGCUCACUCUGGGAGAUGGAGAUUGCCGGGCGGGUGGUGGACGCCGUGGACGGCCGGACGCUCAACAGCAGUGUCAUGAGGAGGCUCGGCGUGGACCUGCUCCCCGGCUACCAGGACCCCUACUCGGGCCGCACGCUGACCAAGGGCGAGGUGGGCUGCUUCCUCAGCCACUACUCCAUCUGGGAGGAGGUGGUUGCCCAGGGCCUGGCCCAGGUCGUGGUGUUUGAGGAUGACGUGCGCUUUGAGAGCAACUUCAGGGGGCGGCUGGAGCGGCUGAUGGAGGAGGUGGAGGCGGAGAAGCUUCCUUGGGAUCUAAUCUACCUCGGCCGGAAGCAGGUGAACCCCGAGGAGGAGGCAGCCGUGGAGGGGCUGCCACAGCUUGUGGUGGCCGGGUACUCCUACUGGACGCUGGCCUAUGUCCUGAGCCUGGCCGGAGCCCGCAAGCUGCUGGCCUCCCAGCCCCUGCGCCGAAUGCUGCCCGUGGACGAGUUCCUGCCCAUCAUGUUUGACCAGCACCCCAAUGAGCAGUACAAGGCACACUUCUGGCCUCGGGAUCUGCGGGCCUUCUCAGCCCGGCCCCUGCUCGCUGCUCCCACCCACUACGCCGGGGACGCCGAGUGGCUCAGCGACACAGAGACGUCCUCGCCCUGGGACGACGACAGCGGCCGCCUCAUCAGCUGGAGCGGCUCUUACAAGACCCUGCGUGACCCCCGCCUGGACCUGGCCGGCAGCAGUGGGCACAGCCUCCAUCCCCGCCCCCGGGACGAGCUCUAGGGGGGCCUGUCUUCUCUCCCCUUCAGCGCCUUCUCUCUGUGUCUGGAUCUCUGUCUCCCCUUCUCAGCGGCCUCCUCUCUCUCCCUCUCUGACUCUGUCUCUGUAUCUUCGGCUGUGUCUGCCUUUCUCUGUCCAUUCCUAGCUCCCCAUCUCUCUCUCUGAGCCCCUUCUCCAUUGCUCUGUGUCUCUAUCUCUGUGUCUGCUUCUCUCCCUGUCUCUCACUGUCCAGCUCUAGUUCUUCGUCUCACAUCUCCCCUCUCCUGUCGCCCCAGAGGAGCGCCCAGGUCAUAGCUGUCCAGGGAGCAGAGCAGAAACUGCCAUCAGGAACCACAGACCCAGUAGAGACCUGGCUGCCACCUUGGGCAGGGCCACUCUGCCCUCUGGGCCUGUCUUCCAGCAGGAGAAGCCACUCAGAGAUGGGUCCCCUUCCCCAAAGGUCAAAGGUCAUAUAGCACAAGGGCAGGGCUCACAAGCCCUUUUACUUUGCCUGGCCUGAUUCAGGGCCAGGAGUGGAGGGAGGAAGGGAGGCUCCCCAGCCUUCAUCUUCACUCUGGGCAGACACGAGCCCUGCCCCCCACUCAGGCCCCAACAGCGGUGGGGAGGGGGCACCUCUGCCCUCUGGGCCCCUUCUACCUCCGCCUCAGCUCCCGACCCAGCUCCACGCCCGGCCAGUGGGUGGGGCAGGGAGGGGGGAGGAGGACUCAGCACACAGUAGGCCCUCAAUAAAAGCUGGCUGGUAUUGCACUUUAUACUUUGUAA